Molecule: messenger RNA, 583 nt
Organism: Acyrthosiphon pisum (pea aphid)
Lineage: Eukaryota; Metazoa; Arthropoda; Insecta; Hemiptera; Aphididae
Exons: 2
Coding region: 6-503 (165 amino acids)
Source: RefSeq, a predicted model, not a curated record
AAAAUAUGAAACUAGGGAUUGGGCACACUCAACUCACGGAGUUUGCCGCAUUUAUUUAUGUACCGUCAUUAUCGUGUAGUGGGUAUGUACAACUACAAUCAAACGCAGCCAAAGCUGUAAGCGAAGUAGCAUGUGAUGAAAUUAAAAAGGCUGGAGAAGAAGAACGCAAACUUGCUAUACAACAUGGAGAUAUUGAUAUUGACGGUGUACCGAUGAUUACAGUGGUAGCUGAUGGACAAUGGUCGAAACGCAGCUAUAAAACCAAAUAUGACGCGUUAUCUGGAGUAGCUACAAUAAUUGGAUAUAGGACGAAAAAAGUACUGUUCAUUGGGAUUCGCAAUAAGUAUUGUGUAAUAUGUCAGAGAUCUGAGUCAAAAAACGAAAACAGUAUAAAUCAACAUGAAUGUUUUUUAAACUGGACCAAAGCAUCUACUAGUAUGGAGGCCGAUGGUAUAGUUAGAAAGCUUUUUGAAAAGUGUGGAAAUGCAUGGACUAAAAUAUAAUCGGCUUAUUGGUAAAUGUAUUUUCUAAGAGAAAUAAUUAAUAUAUUAUAUUGUAAAAACUACAUAGGUAGGUAUUAAUU